Soboliphyme baturini is the source of this 1581-nucleotide messenger RNA. NCBI's taxonomy places the organism in Eukaryota, Metazoa, Nematoda, Enoplea, Dioctophymatida, Soboliphymatidae. The record is from the annotation of a GenBank genome assembly.
AUGGGGGCCAGAUGGCGGCUGUCGGGCGCCAGGUCGUUCAACGCCGAUCCGUCCUGUUGCGUCCAGCCUGGAAACGGAAGAAAGGAAGAAAGCGAGGUAUGCAGCGACGCGACCACCGUCGACCGGGCCCAUGUGUCCGGCGAGCGUUUUUCGCCUCCUCCCGUCGUCGGUGGCCGGUCGAUCGAAAGCGUCGUAACGACCGGUGCCACCGGUGGCAACCGACGCGAGUUGGCGGCGGAGGAGGGGACAAAAAAAUCGAACUCGAAUUCGCAAAUGCAGCACAUUUUGCGGCGACGACGACGCGGACUGACUGGACUCACUCGACUCGAAUCGAAUCACUCGCCACCACAGCCACCUCGCGCUUCAGCGGUCUGUUGGUGUGUCGCCGUAGUCUGUCGGUCGGUCGGUGGGUGGACUGGCGGCGACGGACCCAGCGUGAGUUUGCGACUGGUUUUUCACACAACCGCUUAUUAUUAUCAUUGGAGUAAGAGCCGGGCUGAUUUUUGUACGUCGGCUGGCGAUGGCUGUUUUUGCUGCUUUGCACACUUCACCUCACGUCGUUUCGCGAUACCUCGGCUUGGCUGCCUCUACUAUUUCUUCAUCUUCGUUUUUGCCUCGUCUCGCCUCCUUCGGCUGGCUGCCAGUUCGGUGACAGCCGCGACCGAUUCGUUUCCCUCACGGUCAACGAUGCACUCAUGGCCAAGUUUGGACGAAAGCCGGACGGAAAGCUGCUUGCUCUCGUCCCCACCACCUUCGAUCCUCAUAUUCGAGUCUCUAACCCUCGCCAACCAAGCACGACGCGGUAACAUACUGCCAAGUUUCGAGGAAAGCCCACCCGCCACGGCCGGUGACAUUGCAGCGUAUUCGAAGUCCGCUCUACGUCAAGGCGAUAUAUCGAUCGGUUUUUCGCAUUUGGGUGAACAGCGUGAGCGCCAGGUGAGUAAAAUAUUGCUUUUGCCCGGCGAUCUCUGUCGUACUUUUGACUCUUCAUUGUCGCGAUGGUCAUUUACAGCUCGUGCGUCCCCGGCAGCAUUCCUGAACACGACUGAGGUCCAGGCUGAGACGACCAGACGAGGCGAACCGUUAGUAUGCAGCAGAGCCACUGCGGCCGCUCGUGGCUACCAGCUUCGCGACGACGAGGGACGCGAGGAUGCCUCGUCCGUUGCUCGUCCUCGCCAGAAAGACGACCGGCUCCUGGAAGGAGAAAAGUUGGCCACCAUGCAAGUAUGCACCGGUUUGAAUGAUGAGAUUUUGUCGGUACAAGGAUGGUUUGGCUUGCCAGAGGAAAUUAAAGUUGUUUGUGACGUGCGGUGGAACCCCAGGCCACUCAACCCGAAGAACGGUUGGGCGUUGGGCGUUUCGGCGCUGCUCUGGAAGCGCAGCCGUUCGCUGGUGCUGGCCGGCGUUGUUGCCUCUGAGGUAGUCGACUACCAACUGGCGGUCAGACUCCAACUAGUAGCUAAGCGCAGGCUGCACGGUCACUGUGAGCCCUGGUUUCAUCUGAACUCCGGCGAGAAUUGUCGCGAGGUCGCCGGACCUCCUCUUGAUCACGGACUGGCGGAUUCACGGUACGAGGCGUAA